ACCGACCUAUUGCCUUCAGCACGGCAAGGAGGGUGACUUCCAUAUGGGCCCCCAGGCUGGGGAGUGCAGAGGGGGUGGGGCAGGGGAAGGCGCGGUCGAACUGGGGAAGGAGGAAGUCGCCUGCUCCCCGUCCCAGGCCAAGAACGUCUCCUGCUUUUGUGCUAUAAGCUCAGGAACCCCUGUGAGCUCCAGGCCCCCGAGUGGCAGAAGCAGCCACUCUGCACCAGGCCAAAUCAUGCCAUGCCACACGCUCUGCCCCUGCCCCUGCCCAGCCUUCAGCCUGCCUCCUUUCCUAGGUGCCACUGUCCCAUGACUGGCUCAUCUCCAACCCAGCUGGGACAUGUGGCUUGGUGUGUUUAUCUCUCUUUCCAGAUGCUCUGGGGUUCCUGCCAGCCAAAGUCUACAGCUAUUUGGGGGGGCUGACUUUAUUCCUUGUUUCUAGCCCCCUCGCCCCCAGUUCUCAGAUGUCCCUGCGUUGUCCUGUCUUUCCCCAGCUCCAGCACUUCCUCAGCCCCAUGGCUCCUUUGCCUGCAUUCCAGGAACUGGCUCCUCACGCUGGGGCCAGAGCCCAUCCUGACUGUCCUCCAAACAUCUCACCCCAAGAAGCCUCCGGCUGGAGAGCACAAGGAGCAGCAGGAACCACCUGGCUCUGCGCCUGGGGAGUGAAACGCCCUGCAAUGAAAGACUGGCCUGGAGAAAGAGGGGAUGGGACCAGCUUGGCUCCAAGUGGCCCCGGCAUGGUGGCCGAAGGGCCAGGCAUGACAGUUGUCUAGCGCUGGGUCCCGCUGUAGCACCAACUGUGCCUGGAGGCACUGUCACAGCACCAUGGAUGGCAAGUGCCAGCAAAGUGCCCAGGGUUCAGUCCAAGGAGGGGAGGAGGAUGUCAUGUGACCCUUGCUUGCUUCUGGCAUUGCCAAGCCCAUCCACUCCACAGUUGAGCACAGCCCUUGGGAGAAGAGCCAGGCCUGGAUUUUCUCAUCCACCCAGGGAGCUGCAUUCACAGCAUCUUCCUAAUCCUUUCUCCAGGAGGGGGCAGCAGCACAGGCCAGAGGAGAGGGCUGAACCCAUAUGCAGGCUGCUUGGGGAGGGGAACCAUCACUACAGGGCUGGAGGAGAGGCUGGGAGCCCCGGCUAGAUAGCCCUGUCCUGCAUGGAGGCUCAGAUUCCUGGCACCCUCUGGAGCUCUCCUGUCGUCACUUUCCUGUUUACAUGGGGAUCCGGUUUCCCACCCAUCUGGGAUGUAGGGAAGGGUGCUGUCCUUGGGAACACAGCAAUAGCAAAAGAAGGGGAACCCCAGUCCCCCUCCAGCCCUGGGGGCCCAUGGGAAUGGCCAGGGUCAGAAAUGGCUACUUGGAGCCCAGACUGUCCUGGCCAGGCCAUUCCAGACCCUGGAGUGGAUACCAUGUAUACAGCCAUGACUGAGAGCAGAGGGGGCACAAAGGGUCCAUGCUGGCUGCAGGCUGAGGGAAACUUCCCCGGGCACUGCAAGGCUGGGAACUGCACAGUCAGUGCCCAGGUGUGUGACGCUUUGGGCAUCAGCAAGUGUGUUACUCUGGAAGCAGGGUCGUCAUCAGCGAGUCCACCCCCCUUCUCUCUGUUCCUGCUCCCUCUCCCCCCUUUGCGUGCACCAAGCCCCCGUGGUUCCUGGGGGAGGGCACAGAGCUUCCCUCUGAGGGGAAUCAACCUGCAUCUGACAUGGAACCUGUGCUUGAUCCCUGCCGGGUUAGUGGAGCUGGGGGCCAGUUUGCCUGUCCAUUUCCUAGGCCCCCACCCUGCUAAGGGCAGAGAAGGGCCCGGCCUCCUUGUGGGAGGGAAAGGUGGCUCCAGGCCCUCUCAAACCAGCAGUGGUUCUCAGGCUUUAGGGUAGAUGCUGCCUAAGGGCUGAGCCUCCUCCAGGCCUGGGUGGCCACUGAGGCCAGAGCCCAUAGCCCGAGGAGGCAGGAGUGGGGCCAGAGUCCGGGGUGCACUGGUCCCAGCUCCGAGUGAUGGGAGCAGCUGGGCUGGGCUUCGUCUGAUAUUAAUAGACAUUCCUAAGAAAAGCUGCCGAGGAGGGAGCGGGUGCCUCUCUCUCUAAAUAAGGAAGAGAAGCAGCUGGGUCUAGGCUGGGGCUGGGAAGGAUGCCCAGGCUGUGGCCGACUUCUGACUUUGGAGAGACACAGAGCCCUGGGGAGCUAGCAGCUUCUCACCCAUGCCAGGGACAGGACCCAUGGGGCUCCUGAAGGCCUGCGGGCCCCAGGAACAGGGAGCGGGAUUAACUCCGGAUUGGGCGGAGGCGGAUCUAGACGACGCAUCGUGCACAGAAGGGAGCCCGGUCGGGCAGCCAGCCCCGGGCUGGGCAGGAUCCGGGUUCCCGGGCGGAGGCGGAGCUGCGCAGGGAGGAUCCAAGGAGGAGCCGCGGCUGAGCGGCCAUCGCAGCCUGGACCGCAGCCCCGCCGAGCCCAUGGCCUCCCGCCUCCUGCACCGCCUGCGGCAUGCCCUGGCUGGAGAGGGCGACCGGGAGGGACAGGGCGGAGGUGGCUCAGAGGUGGAGGAAUUCCCAGAGAGCUCCGAACUGGAGGAUGACACUGACAGGCUGUCCACACGGCUUAGCGGCACCCUGAGCUUCACCAGUAACGAGGAGGAGGAGGCGGCAGAGGAGAAUGAGGAUGAUUCCGCUAGCCAGGAGCUGGGGGAUCUGUGUGAGCUGGGGCUGCCCAAGAACCCUGGAGAUCCAAGCCCUGCUCCAGCUGAGCGCCAGGGCAGUAACCUACUGACACGCCAGCUCCAGGACUUGUGGAGGAGAUCGCGCAGCAGCCUCGUUCCCCAGCGGCUGCUCUUCGAGGUCACCAGCGCCAGCGUCGUCAGUGAGCGCUCCUCCAAAUACGUGCUCUACACCAUCUACCUGAUCCGCUCUGGCCAGUUUGACAAGGCCCCUGCUGCCAUUGCCCGGCGCUACUCGGACUUUGAGAGACUGAACCGGCGCCUGCGCCUUCAGUUUGGCUGCGACAUGGCGGGUGUCUCCUUCCCCAGGAAGAGGCUGCGCAGGAACUUCACGGCAGAAACCAUCGCCAAGCGGAGCCGGGCCUUUGAGCAGUUCCUGUCCCACCUGCACUCCAUCACCAAGAUCCGCCGCUCCUCUGACUUCCUGGAAUUCUUCUUCCUGCGCGACCUGCAGGCAGCCCAGCGCCUCACCUGCACCGGCUUGUACCGCGAGGCCCUGGCCAGCUGGAGCAACGCCUACCGGCUCCAGGACAGGCUGGGCGUCUGCAACUCGGGCCACUUCCUCCUCACGCUGGCCGGCCUGGUGGUUUGUCAUCAGGAGCUGGAUGAGCUGAGUGAGGCUCAUCGCUCCUGUGAGCAGGCUCUGCAGCUCCUGGAGGCCCAAGACAGCCACCCCUUGCUGGAGCCUUUCCUUCAGGCCCACGUCCACCUGUCCUGGAAGGUGGGGAAAGAUAAGCACCAGUCGGAGGCCAGGCUGCAGGGGCUGCUGGGGGCGGGAGUGGCUCUGCAGCAGCAGCCCACCCUAAAGGAGUUCUUGAUCAAGGAGGCUUUGGAGUGAGUGCCCAGGCUGUGGGGGGAUGGAGCAGUGUGGGGCUCAAGGAAGGAGACUGCACUGUGCAUUGGAAGAGCAGCAGCUGUAGGUCAAGGCUGGGGUGUGUCUUGAGCCUCGGCCUAGGGUGGUAGAGGGGGAGCUGCAGGUUGGGCUCAGUGUGGAGUGGCAGGGCUGUGUCUGGAAGGUGCAGUGGGGAGAGCAGGGUCCUGGUGGAGGGGCGGGGUGGGGCGGGGCCCUGGACUGGCCCAGCACCUGCCUGUCCUGGGAGCUGGUCUCUGCACUGCUGACCUGUGCUCUUGGAAACGGCUCGUCCCCCAGUGCUGGGCGCGCAGCCUCCCUGGAUCCAGGCUGACUCCCCUCUGCCUUUAGGGGAGGGAGCCACUGGAACUAGCCGGGCCAUACUGAUACUGUACUAAAGGGAUUCGCUUGCUCCAGGCAGAGUCUGGGGCUCUCCUUGGGAGCUUUUAAUACUUGAAGACUUGGUAGGAAAAGGGGCCGAGACUCCCCAGAGCAUGUUCAGAUUAGCCCUCCCUAGCCCUACGGCAAGGAGACAGCUCUCAAGCCUUUCAGCAACAACCCUAGGGGCUAGGGCAGCAGUGGGGGGGUGGGAGGAGAGAUCCCCAGACCCACCCCCCACCUUGUGCUUUGUCUGAGAUGAGGAGACAGUCGAUCCUUCUCACCCUCACCCUCUGCCAGGCCUUGCCGUGCUAGGCUUCUGGGACUCCCCUGGGGCCUCUCAAAGCCUGCCCCUCCUGGGCCUACGGGGAGAGCAGGAGCUGCAGCUGAGCGGGUGGGGCAGGAUAACUGAGAAAGGGAAGCUGUAAGGGCUCUGCAGCAGCUUUCUUCCCUGGCACAGCCUGAGCUUCAGCCCGCUUGGCUCUCCUCAGAGCCCCUCUGGGUCUCCACCCUCCUCCGCUCCCACUGGGGGCUCCCUUCUGAGUAAGUCGUAGCCACAGCAGGGCGCUGCUGCAGAGCAGAGCUAUAAAAGCCAUGGAGGCUGGGAUGAGUCUUGAUGGGCCAUGGAGGCUUUAUUAGAGGUGGGGGGGAGGUUGAGGACAGCAUCUGACAGGACACUCUGUAACUAACAGUCAAUAAAACUGCUAUUCCGGCGGCUUGCGUGUGACUGCGUGGUUCCUCCGGUGCAGCAGCAGCGGUCACAGGCUGUGCUGAGGCUCCCAGCUGCACUGAGAUCCUGCUGGCUUGAGGCUUCUCUCCACUCCUGCCCCAGAGCCUGGUCGCGCCC
This is a messenger RNA of Gopherus evgoodei (Goodes thornscrub tortoise), 4775 nucleotides long. RefSeq names its product sorting nexin family member 21 (gene SNX21). Gene Ontology annotation, cellular component: early endosome membrane. Gene Ontology annotation, molecular function: phosphatidylinositol phosphate binding. NCBI's taxonomy places the organism in Eukaryota, Metazoa, Chordata, Testudines, Testudinidae. Gene Ontology annotation, biological process: protein transport. The record is from RefSeq and is a predicted model, not a curated record.